Perca flavescens (yellow perch) is the source of this 12962-nucleotide messenger RNA. RefSeq names its product PKHD1 like 1, tandem duplicate 1 (gene pkhd1l1.1). Lineage: Eukaryota; Metazoa; Chordata; Actinopteri; Perciformes; Percidae. The record is from RefSeq and is a predicted model, not a curated record. Bases 1 to 12591 code for a protein of 4196 amino acids. The transcript is spliced from 76 exons.
AUGGAGUCCCUGGUUAAACCGGCGGCUCUCCUCCUCGCACUUUUGUGCUGCUGCUGCAGUACUCAACGCGUUGACUACAUAUCUCCGAAUAUAGGCAGCUUCAAUGGAGCAACACGACUCACCAUUUCCGGAGACGGUUUUGCCCAGGAGAAACAGUUCCAGCUAAAUCCAAAAGAUGACACAUUUGGCAACCGUGUGACCCUGGUUUCAGAUACCCUGUCAGUCCCCUGUGAUGUGGAGAGAGACUCAACACACGGCAACCGGAUCAUGUGUUACACCAGAGCCAUGCCAACUGGUCAGUAUAUGGUCCGUGUCAGUGUGGACGGUGUUCCCAUUCCUGACAACAAUUUGUGCAGAGGCGUGUACAAUUCAUACCAGUGCCGCUUCAAUCCUGUCUGGUACCGCACGCCUACUAUCUACUCUCUGAGUCCAGUCAGUGGUCCCCCAGGCACCUUGGUGACACUGCGAGGACUUAUCUUCUCUGAUGUGUAUGGAAGUAACACUGACCCGAGCUCCAACGGCCUCAAUGUCAGAUUUCUGAGAGCCUACAUGGGAGGGAUGCCAUGCGAGCUGCUUAAACCACAGUCAGAUGAACUAUAUGGCCUACAACUGGACUAUAAAUACUCUCAGUCGGGAUACAUGAGCUGCAAAAUGACGGGGACAUAUGUUGGGCAUCACAACUUGAGUUACAUCCUUGAUAGUGAUUAUGGAAGGAGUUUUUCAGAAAAGAACCUGUACAGGGUUUCAGCUUUGGGCAAGCUCUCCAUGUUUCAGACCUUUGCAGAAGUGACAGGAGUCUCCCCAUCCAUGGGCAGUGUCCUGGGUGGAACCCUGUUGACCAUCUACGGCCGCUUCUUUGACCAAACAGAUCGGCCAGCACGUGUUCUCGUUGGAGGCCUGCCUUGUGAAAUCCAGAGUGUGUCGGAUGACAGAAUUACUUGCAGAACCAACAAACACAAGAUGAACAACAGUCUGACAGUCUACCCAGGUGGAAGAGGCUUGAAGAUGGAGGUGUGGAACAAGACACUAUCAUCAUACCUGACGGACAUUUGGAGCUACAAUGAGAACACAACUGGAUACUGGGCACAGUGGAUCGACUCCAUGCCCCACGUCUUAGCUUGGGAAAUUAAUUAUUUCAGCUCACGAUCCAGGGGCUUCCUUGUUCCUCCAGCCAGCGCCAACUACACAAUAUACCUCAGCUGUUCUUACCGAUGUGAGCUCUACCUCAGCAACUCCAAUCGCCCAGAAGACAAGGUUAAAGUUGCGUACCAGACAAAUUUUGUCAAAAUGGCUCUGGAGGAAGGAAAACCCUACUACAUUGAAAUACUUCAUCAAGAAUAUGCCGGUGCAGCUAGUGUCAACCUCGCCAUUUUCCAAGAGGACAGUUCCUUUACAGAAGACCAGGCAGACGGUGCUGUCAAUGAGGUUCAGGAUAUCGAGGUUAAAUAUGACGUGUUCGAUGAGGAACAGGUGGUAACCUUUGGGUCCUGGCCCAGAAAUGUCACUGCAGUUAAAGAGGUCCAGAAGGUUACCGUCAGCAGCAGCUGUGACAGCAGUCUUUGUGAGAGCACCUUCUUCAGCCUCGGCUACGGAGAUGCAAUGACAGGACCAAUUCCCAUCAGUGCCUCAGCAGCUAUAGUGGAGGCAUCCUUGAACAGCCUUUGGUCCAUCAAACCCGACAAAGUGCAGGUCACCAAAGAGGUCGAUAGCCAAGAAUCUCAAUACACCGUCACAUUUGAUUCUGACAGAGGGGAUUUUAAACCUCUUCACUGGGAAGUUUUUGGCUCUGACACUAACAUCACUGUUGCUGAGGUAACAAAGGGGAGAAGCAACAUGAAGACCUUCACUCUGCUCUGGGGAGGAAUCCCUACAAAGCCCAUCGCCUUCAAUGCAAAUGAGUCUGAGGUGCGGUCGGCUCUGGUGGACAUGAUGAAACCUGAGUGUCCUGAUGAGAUCCUGACCCCUGAAGGGACUAAUGUGAAAUACUUCAAAGACUUUGAAAAUGACAACUCUCAGUUCAAUAGUGAAAUAGGGACUCCAGUGAAAAACGCUUUCUGUGGCCUGUGGUCGCUGAAGAACGCAGAGGUUCUUUUCAAGUACAGUUACACCAAAGAGUCUGGUGUGAGCUACGGACCAGUUUCUUUGGACAAUUUUCCCACGCUUUGCUUUGCAUACAAGGGAAUGUUGAAGGAUGAAGUUGGAAUGAAGUUCACUUACCGCGACAGCCAAGGCAAAACCCAGACAGAGACGGCAAAGAUCAAAUCUCUCUUCACCAAGGGCCAAGGAUGGAGUUACAAAUGCAUGGAUCUGCAGAGUUCCCUGCAGACAGACUACAUAGGAAGCAGUUACAGUCUUCAGGAGUUUUACCUCUACAAAGACGUCCCUGGUGCAGAUUUCUACGUGGAUGCCGUUUACAUCGGAAAGACACCCACCACAGAUGAUGAAAAUGCUGUUCCCCAGAAGAGAAGGCUUGCACCCUUUGAAAAUUCUGGUCGUUCUUUUGAGGUGAUCGCUGUUAGCAAAGCCACAUCAAAUGCUUCACAGAUCAGCUACACGAUCAAAGCCACACCACUCGAAUGUGCCUUUGAUUUCCCACUGAUAGAAGUUGGCUUCUUGGAGAUGUCCAACAGCAGCGAGGACAUGGCUAAAUACAGAGAAGGAGCAGCCACCGUCAGCAUCACUCGCCCUCACAGAGCCACCCCACCUCUGAACGGCACCUUUGAUGUGGGGAUUUAUGGAGGCCGAGCUGAAGGUCUGCCAGUAGACAUCAGUGAGAAGGACCUGAAGUACGCUCUGGAGGGAAUCGCAGGGAUGGGUCAAGUCAGCGUCACAUGGCAGGGAAGCUGCAGAAGGCCCAAGUGGACGGUUAAGUGGCUCACCAAACCUGGAGACCAGCCUCUGAUCCAGGUUGACGGCUCGUCGGUUGUUGGAAAUAAUGCAGUUGUUUUAGCACUUGAGAAAGUAAAGGGAGGGUUGUUGAGGCGCAGCAUGACAGGAGAUUUCUUUCGUGUCUGGGAAACCAAACCACAGGUGGAGGUUUACAUCAACGGCAUUCCCUCAAAGUGUUCUGGUGACUGUGGGUUCGAGUGGUCUGAUGACAAGACUCCAGUUGUGACUGGAAUCAGUCCAUCGCAAGGGUCUAAUGGCCUUGGCACUCUGUUGACUAUCACUGGAACUGGCUUCGGUAGUGAGAACGCCUCCAUCAUUGUGGGAAAGACCCGAUGCCUUGUUGAACAGAUCACCGCUACCACUCAGGUGUGCAGACUGGGCGGCGCUAGUGCUGGUUCCUACCCCGUGUUCAUCGGCUUCCCCUCCCUGGGUGAUUCACGCUCCACAGGAGGCAACAUCUUCCACUUCACCUACCAGCUCAUUGUUUCCUCUUUCUCCCCGCUCUCUGGAAGCGUCGCAGGAGGCACGCUGCUGACAGUGAGAGGUUUCGGCUUCAGCCAGAACAGCACAGUUACUGUCGGCAGUGACGGGUGCACCGUGGUUCAUGCCAGUGACACUGAGCUGAAAUGCAGAACGCCGGCAGGGACUGCGGGAUCCCAGAUCAUCACAGUGAUGGUGGGAAACAUGAGUCAGACAGCCGUCAGCUCCUUCACAUACGAUACUAAUCUUACAGCCCAGAUCUCAGGCCUGAGUCCCCGCACCACCACUGUGAUUGGACAUGAAGUUCUCACCAUCCAGGGCUCGAACCUGGGAGGCCAAGACAAUGACAGCAUUGUGUUGGUUGGCGGGGAAGAAUGUGUGACCGUGCAGUGGGCGGUGACGAGCAUCACCUGCCGUCUCCCUGUGCUGCCGCCUGGCAUUUACAUGGUGGAUGUGCAGGUUGGAAACAAUGGCUACCCUCAGACAAGCAACGGUGUGAACGCCACCAUUGAAUACAUCCUGGAAGUCUACAGCAUCUCCCCACUGCUCGGCUCUUUGAUGGGAGGAACCAGGCUGACUGUUUCUGGAUCUGGUUUCAGCAACAACACCUCUGACAACAAAGUCUCCUUUGGAGGAGCUCAGUGUGAAGUGAUGGCCGCCUCAGAGAGUGAACUGCAGUGUGUUAUGCAGUCAGCCCAGAAGACCCACGUCGUCACCAAUCAGGGAUCCGACCGCACUUAUGGAGAGGGGUUUGCAUGGAGCCCUGCCUCACUUCCGGUGUUUGUUGGAGACACAGUUGUGUGGCGUUGGGAGGCACCAGCCUUCCAGAUAGUCGGGUACCGGGUCUUCAGUGUUUCCAGCCCGGGUAGCACCACCUACGACGGACCAUUCAACAGCGGAGAGACCAAGACACCCAAAGGGGUUUUCGGAUACCGCUUCACUGCACCUGGUGUGUAUUACUACAGCAGUGGCUACGUAGAUGAUGCCAACGUCAGACUGCUGCAGGGAGUCGUGAAAGUCGUGGCUCGGGAGGAGAUUAGCAGCAAAGUCUCUGUCAGCGUGGGAGGCAUGGAGGCCAGACACAUGACAGGUUUACAUCCUGUGUCCACAGCAGCCCCACAGUGCGUCACUUCCCCACAGUGCCCUCAGACCAACGAGACCUCAGACGGCCUUUCCUUCAGCGUCUUGGCCUGCUCCACCCCCACAGUCCACUCCAUCUCUCCCAACCAGGGAUCAUACCACCAGAUCAUCCACAUUCAGGGCAAUGGCUUCAGCGACACUGCCUGCGCUAAUGAGGUGACAGUGGGAGAUCAGCCCUGUCACGUGUUCAACAGCUCUUACUCUGAGAUCAACUGCCAGCUCAGCCCGGAAAGCGAACUUCCCAUCGGUGUUGCUCUCCCCGUAGCCGUCCGAGUCAACAACCUCGGCAGCGCCAUCAUCGCCGUACCAGACGAGCUCGGCCGCCGUUUUGUGGUCCUGCCUGUGGUCGACUCGGUCUCGCCUCCUAUCGGCAGCCCCACCGGCCACACGCGGCUCCUCAUCCACGGCUCUGGUUUUUCUGGAGUACAAGUGACUGUAGCCAGCGAGCCCUGCUCCGUCGUGUCAGUCAGUUACACUUGUGUUACCUGUGACACCUCUCCUUCUCAGCCACACGAUGGUGAUGUCGUCUUAUACAUGGGCAGGAUCCAAAGCUCCUGUCAUUCAAACUGCUCCUUCGAGUACUCCUCUUCUGUCACUCCCAAGGUCUCCAGUAUUUCCCCCGACAGCAUCAGCAACCUAACCACUGUCAUCAUCUCUGGCUCAGGGUUUGGCAGCAGUGUGGAUGACGUGGCAGUCUUUGCCAGCACCUCAGAGCUGGAAGUCAUCGCCGUGACCGAUGACAACAUUACGCUGAGCGUAAACGCUCUGCCCGCGGGCGACCACCCAGUCAAAGUAAUUGUGAGAAGCAAAGGCCUUGCGUCCGGUUCUGUUACCCUGAACAGUCGUGCCCUAGCUGUCCUCCACCCCGAUGUGGGCAGCCUGGCAGGAGGAACCUCUCUUGUCUUCACUGGAAACGGCUUCGCUCCAGGGAACACCAGCGUGAUGGUCGGUGGCAGACCCUGCCAGAUUCAGGAGUUGACGCCGGGGCGGCUUCGUUGCCUGACGCCUCCUCACACUGAGGGGCUGGUCCCUGCUAACGUCCAGGUCUUUUCGGUGCAGUAUCCUCCGCUCAACUUCACCUACUCUGCAGCCCACACUCCUGUCAUCAGCUCCAUCAGCCCUCCCACUGGGCCGAGCGGUGCAGUCGUCACACUGACAGGUUCAGGAUUUGGCAACGACUCCCAGCACAUCUCCGUCACCAUAAACCAAGUCCCGUGUGUCGUGUCUGCCGUCUCCGACACGCAGGUUCAGUGCACUGCAGGAGACAACCCAGGGGGGGCGUACCCAGUCAUGCUGCAUCACCAGGUCAAAGGUCACGCCCAGUCAGGUGUCAUGUUCACUUAUGAGCUGACUCUGAGCAGCGUGCAGCCCAAUGAGGGCAGUUAUGGUGGCGGCGCUCUGCUGUUGGUGCAGGGUUCUGGGUUCGACCCACACAGCUCCAUUGUGAGGAUCUGCGGGGAAGAAUGUAAAGUUCACAGAGAAAUGUCCACAUCGACCCAUCUGUACUGCCAGUCUCCAUCCAUCAAUGGCACUCUGUCGGUGCUGAGCUGCGUGGUUGCCGUCAUUAACCAGCUGGAUGCCGUCAACAUAUCAAAUGGCUACACCUACAAAUCUCAAUUGACUCCGGUGAUCAUGGAUGUUUCUCCACGGAGAGGAGGCACCGCUGGAGGCACCCGGCUUACAAUCACCGGCUCCGGUUUCAGCACCGACAUGAAUGAAGUCAACGUGACCAUCUCAGGAUCUGUGUGUGACGUUCAAUCAACCAACAACACACACAUCGUCUGUGUGACGAACGCUCAGCGCCAGUCUCAGGAAACCAAAGUCAGAGUCAGCAUCGGAAACCGAGGCAUCGCCAAGAUGGAUAAGGCAGACUUCUUCUACAUUGACGUGUGGUCAUCCAGGUUCACGUGGGGAGGUCUGUCUCCACCCGAGAAGGGCUCGUUUGCCGUCAUCACUGAAGGCCAGACCAUCCUGCUGGACACCAGCACCCCUGUGCUGAAAAUGCUCCUCAUUCAAGGAGGGACGUUGGUGUUUGAUGAAGCGGACAUCGAGCUGCAGGCAGAAAACAUCCUGAUCACAGACGGUGGACGGCUCCAGAUUGGCCAGGAGGGGGCGCCAUUCCAACACAAGGCCAUCAUCACACUUCAUGGACACCUGCGCUCCCCUGAACUUCCUGUUUAUGGAGCCAAGACGCUGGCUGUCAGAGAGGGAGUGCUGGACCUGCAUGGUAUUCCAGUUCCUGUCACCUGGACCCACUUGGCCCAGACGGCAACCAGCGGCUCCGUCACACUGACUCUGAUGAAGGCAGUGACAUGGAAAGCUGGAGAUGAAAUUGUCAUCGCUUCCACCGGCCACAGGCAUAGCCAGAGAGAGAACGAGUUGAGGAGUAUUGCCGCUGUGUCGGCUGAUGGCAAAAAUAUAACCCUGACCGAACCGCUCAAGUACACUCACCUCGGGGUGGCCGUCACGCUGCCCGAUGGUACGGUGUUUGAGGGCCGAGCUGAGGUGGGUGUCCUCACCAGGAACAUUGUUGUACGAGGCUCCCAAAACCAAGAAUGGAACGACAAGAUCGAAGCCUGCCCCGAUGGCUUUAACACAGGUGAAUUCGCCACCCAAACCUGUUUCCAAGGACGGUUUGGGGAGGAGGUUGGCAGCGAUCAGUUCGGAGGUUGCAUCAUGUUCCACGCACCUAGACCAAAUGAGAAUCUUGCAAUCGGCAGACUGGAAUAUGUUGAGGUCUCUCAUGCAGGACAGGCCUUCAUGCUGGGACGUUAUCCCAUCCACUGGCAUCUGAUGGGAGACAUCAACUACAAGUCAUAUGUGCGAGGUUGUGCUAUCCAUCAGACCUUCAACAGGGCCAUAACCAUUCACAACACUCACCGGCUGCUGGUGGAGCACAACGUUAUCUACGACAUCAUGGGUGGGGCCUUCUUCAUCGAGGACGGCAUUGAGACGCAGAACAUCCUGCAGUACAACCUGGCUGUGUUUGUCAAGCAAAGCACCAGCCUGCUGAACGACGACGUCACUCCUGCAGCCUACUGGGUCACUAAUCCCAACAACAUCAUCCGCCACAACGCCGCCGCAGGGGGCACUCACUUCGGCUUCUGGUACCGCAUGCACGAGAACCCCGAUGGCCCUUCCUUUAACCAAAACAUCUGCCAGAAGCGGGUUCCCCUUGGUGAGUUUUACAACAACACUGUUCACUCCCAGGGCUGGUUUGGCCUUUGGAUCUUCGCAGACUUCUUCCCCAUGAAGAACGGAGCCUGCUACUCCCAAACCCCUGAGCCAGCUGUCUUCCACUCUCUCACAACCUGGAACUGUGAGAAAGGUGCCGAGUGGGUCAAUGGUGGAGCCGUGCAGUUCAACAGCUUCCUCAUGGUCAACAACGAGAAAGCCGGUAUUGAAGCCAAGCGCAUCAUGCAGUGGGCUGUGAGCAACUUCGGAGAGGAAGGAGGGGCGACCAUAUCCAACAGCACCAUUGUGGCCUAUGUAGACGAGCUCGGACUUGGAAAUGACUACAGCACGCGACGAGGUGUCAUCACGCCAUCGGACGAUGGUCUGAGCGUCCUUAACACCAAGUUCAUCAACUUCAACCGUAGUUUAAGCGCAGCCAUCGGGUCAGCCUCAAUCGAUGGGACGUGUGGGAAUCAGUGUGGUGGCUGGGCUGUCAGGUUUAGUGGUAUCCAGUACUUCAAUUCACCCAACAAGGCCGGCUUCAGGUGGGAGCAUGAGGUACAGCUGGUGGACACUGAUGGCUCCCUCACAGGAAACAUCAACCACACAGUUGUGCCUUCGAGCCCCUUGCUGGACCCCGCUCACUGUUCCGUGAGUGCCGAGUGGAGCGUAGGUUUCCCCGGCACUGUGUGCGACCACACCGUCAACUUCCAUCGUUUGUGGAUCUCCUAUUCAUCACCGUCCCCUCUGAUCCAGUUAACCAACUCACAUGGUACCAGUGUGAUUGGCCUGAGAAUAGCCUUGCUGCCCUCUAAACAAAUCUACAGCUGGAACUUUCAAAAUGUGGAUCAAAUCACCUACAUCUAUUAUUAUGCCGUGUUCUACGGCUUUAAGUCGGAACAAUAUGUUAUCAUCAACCACAACUUCACCCAGAGUCCAGACGUAUUCCAUAUCAUCGAUUGGAGGAGCGGCUCAUCGACACCGCUGAGCUUCAGCAACAACACAAAUGGAGACUGGUACUUCAACAAGACCUCCAACAACCUCUCCUACAUCGUAUCUGGGAAGACGAGCCAGCGCAUGCGUCUUGGCAGCAUUGACCCCUCCAUGAUGGACAUCGCGGUGAACUUCGUGGUCUAUCGCUGCUUCUAUCCCAACUGCAUCGAACCAACUCCAGCCACACUCCCCCCCUUACCCACUCACCUGCCUGGCAACUUCACUGAGACUUUGAACCAGACCAACGUUAGGCCAAAGCGUCUGUGGUCUGAUGCCUCUUUCUGGAAAAGUUCAGCUGAAAAUAACUUUGCUGUACCAACAGAGGGCUCUGAUGUGGUCAUCCCAGCAGUGGAGUGGGUUGUUUUGGACAUCAACACUCCUCCCCUCAACAAGCUGACGGUCAUUGGAGUUCUUGAAAUCCCCGACAACAUGAACAGCUCGUUCUCCAGACAGACUCAGACUGCUCCUGAUUACAGAACUGUGGUGGUAGACGCCGUCUACAUCUCCAUCCAGGGCGGCAGGCUGAUCGCAGGAUGGGCUGACGAACCAUUCAGAGGUCAGCUGCACAUCAAACUGAGAGGGAACCACCGCACGCCUGACUGGCUUCUGCCUAACGGACCCAACCAGGGAUCCAAAGUCCUGGGUGUGUUUGGUACACUGGAGCUGUACGGACAACCUCACAACGUUUACCACACCAAACUGGCUGCCACUGCUGACGCUGGAUCCAACACUCUGACCCUGUCGCAGUCUGUGGACUGGCAGGUUGGAGACGAGGUCGUCAUCUCCACCACCAGCUACAACGCGUUGGAGACAGAAAAACGUCAGAUCACCACCGUGUCAGCAGAUGGCCGUAAUCUGACCCUGAACCAGCCUUUGACCUACAUUCACAUUGGUGAGACUCACUCCGUCUCCGGUACAUCCUUCUCCUACACUCUGGCGGCUGAUGUUGGUCUCGUGACCAGAAACAUUAAGAUCAUCGGUCAGGAGUACCCAGAUAUGAUUACGGAGUCAUUCGGAGCCAGACUUUUGGUGGGCACCUACUCGUGGGCCGGAAUUGUAUAUAAAGGCAAGGCUCAGAUCAGGAACGUGGAGUUCUUCCACUCUGGUCAGGGUGGCUGGACCGACUACACCGACCCUCGUUACUCUGUGGCCUUCCUCAACCUGGAAGAGGUUUCAGAAAAAGACUCGUACAUUCAGGGUUGUGCUUUCCAUGAUGGCUUCUCUCCAGCUAUCGGAGUCUUUGGGACGGACGGACUGAACGUUGAUGAUAACGUUGUCUACCGCACUGUGGGAGAAGGUUUCAGAAUUUGGGGCAACAAGAUAAAACUGAGGAGGAACCUGGUGAUGAUGACUGGAUACAGAGAGCAGCCCGUCAACUACGCCUGGAACGCUGCCAUUGAGGUCAAUGAGGGGACAAAUGUUGUGCUGCAGCAUAACAUAGUGGCAGGUUACGAGAGAGUCGCUUAUCGUAUCGAUGGUGAACCAUGUCCAGGUUAUAUGAACAAGAAUGAGAAGUGGAUUCACAAUGAGGCUCACGGCGGUCUGUUCGGAGUCUAUCUGAACAAAGACGGUUUGCCCGGCUGCAGCCUCAUCCAGGGCUUCUUCGUCUGGAGGAGCUUUGACUAUGGCAUCUACUUCCAGACCAUCAUGGAUGUUAUUGUUUCCAACGUGACCCUGGUGGACAACGGGAUGGGCAUCAUGCCUCUCAUCUUCGCUCCUCCUUCUCUCUCCCACGCGUAUGCAGAUAAAACUGCACAUAUUCAGAAUGCCUUGAUUGUUGGCAGCAGCCCGAGCUUCAACUGUUCAGCCACUUUGCCCAGCAGUGAUAUUAAUAUGGUCAUCAGCAAAGGCCAUCGAGCCCCAAGGCCUCUCAAAGGUGGCAGAUCUGGAAUCUGUUGGCCAACUUUUGGAUCUGCACACAACAGUGCUCCAAUAAAUCCCCAUCAUGUGAACAACAACUACAACACCAUCAAAGGACUGAUGAAAGUCAUAGACACAACAUUCGUUGGUUUCCGAAACGUCUGCUCAAGCGAGACUAACUUCAUGUUCAUCACCAACCCGAUCAACGAGGACCUGCAGCACCCUGUGCACGUUUCAGGAAUAACGAUGAUCAACAGCACAGAGCAGGCCAGAGUCUUCGUCCACAGGCCUGACGUGAGUAAAGCAAACCCAUCUGACUGUGUGGACAUGGACUGCGACGCGAAGAAGAAGACCUUGUUGAAGGACUUGGACGGUUCAUUCCUGGGUGCAGUGGGAGCUGUGGUGCCUCAGUCUGAGUACGAGUGGGGAGGUGAUCCCAGGAGAGGGCUGGGCGACUACCGCAUCCCAAAAGUCAUGCUCACUUUCCUCAACGGCAGCCGCAUCCCUGUGAACCAGAUUGCUCCACAGAAAGGUGUGAUCAGGAAAGACUGCACGUACAUGAGUUCCUGGCAGAGCUACAAGUGUUUCGGGCUGAACUACAGGAUGCUGGCGAUUGAGAGUCUGGACUCUGACACAGAGACCAGACGUCUGUCCCCCGUCGCUGUGCUCGGAGACGGCUUUUUGGAUCUGAUCAACGGUCCUCAGGAUCACGGUUGGUGUUCAGGCUACACCUGCCGGAAGAGAGUGUCUCUCUUCCACAGCAUCGUGGCCACCGGUCGCUCCUUCGAGGUCUUCUUCAGCAGUACUAGCCCUCAGAAACUUCGCCUCAUGAUGCUCAACGCUGAUCCAUCUGAGAGCGUCAUGGUGUCAGUCUUCUACUCCAAGCCGCAGCGGUUGGACGUGUAUGUAAACAACAAUCUAAUUGCCCCAACUAACGUUCAGUGGAACGCUGACAACACUGACUACACCCUGAAGAAGCCCAUCUAUGCAGAUCAAUACGUCCCCCAAUUGAACGCCACUGUGGGCUCCAACUACUUUGACCGGGACUACAAGAUGUUGAAGGUCAUACUAAGAGGCACCCAGCCAGUGGAGAUCCGAACUUCCCCGCUUCUCUUCAUCUCCUUUGAGCUACCCGCCAUGACUGAGGAUCAGUUCUUCGGCAAAAGCCUGAUCCAGAACCUUGCUGCGUUUCUCAACAUUCCCCCAAAUAUGAUCCGAAUCACUAACAUCAUCCGGGGGGAUGGAGGCACACGGCGCAGGAAGAGAGCUACGAGCCUGAAGGUGGAGGUGGAGAUCAGGAAACCUCCAGUCCAGCAAACCACCAACAGCACCAACAAUGAGCAGGACUUUACGUUGUUGAAGAGCAUCGCUGAUGGUCUGGGUCAGGCAGCAGUUUCCGGAAACCUCAGUCAGUCCAUCGGCUUCAACAUCUCUUCGAUGGGCAUCAUUGGGCCUCCUCCCCCAUCAUCUGACCCCAGCUGGAAUCAGGAGGCCACAGCAGAAGUGACGAGGGAGGAGCCUACAGUGAGCUACGUGUCCCAGGUGUCCAAUCUGCUGCUGAUAGAGGAGCCGAUAGCCGGAGAGUCUGUGGGUCCUCUGUACCAGCAGCCCAGUCUCAUGGCUGUGGAUCAGCAGGGUAACUGCGUCUCUGUGGGAGUGACAACUCUCACCGUAACAGCCAGCCUGAAGAACUCCAGCGGUAACAUCGUAGACGGACUGGAAGGAAACACCACCAUCCUGUUCAGCACCUGCUGGGCAAACUUCACCGACCUGUCCAUUCAAAACACCGAUAAGGACCUGACCAUGGUCUUCACUCUGAAGGAGUGGGGUGUCCAGUCACGCGCCUUCUCCAUCAAAAGCACUACAAGUACUCAGGCUCCAUCCACUCAGGCUCCAUCCUCUCAGACUCCAUCCACUCUGUCCACAAACCAACCACAGGCCACUACCAGCAAGAGCACCUCAAGCUCCAGCUCAACCGUGUCUGCCGGCAGUCUGUGUCUGGUCAGCAUCAUGUACGCUGUGGCCUGCUUCUUAGAUGGCACCCCCAUAUGUUAAAUAGUUCUGUGAAUUUAAGAGGGUUUUAUGAAGGACACCUCAACAUGAACAAGUUUGCUAAAUAAAAAACUGUAAUCCUUAAAUAUAUUAUGCACAUGGGUAUUUUUUCUUUUCCUGUGGUGAAUUUGUAUUAAGAUUUUUUUUAAAUGAUUGGGAUGGGGUUAAAAUAUAAUUUUUUUGUCAUUCUGGUGUUGUAUUACGUGUGAAUGUCUGUUUGAUAUGAUUACACUUUGAGUGUAAGAUCCAUAAAGGUUUUCUAUUUUAAAACAGACUGACUGUAACAAGAUGAUAAAAAUAUGAAGAUUGCAUUUUGUUGAUGAUUGAUUUUUUGAAACUAUAUUCUCUUUUCAAUAAAUUCUAUUUUUCAUCCA